Galendromus occidentalis (western predatory mite) is the source of this 1139-nucleotide messenger RNA. RefSeq lists its product as uncharacterized. The record is from RefSeq and is a predicted model, not a curated record. The transcript has 8 exons. The coding region runs from base 41 to 988 and encodes 315 amino acids. Gene Ontology annotation, molecular function: protein binding. Lineage: Eukaryota; Metazoa; Arthropoda; Arachnida; Mesostigmata; Phytoseiidae.
GAUCUCGUACGAGAGGAUCCAGUUGUGUUCGAAUUUCAAGAUGGAGGCGGCGAGGGUACGCAUUGUGUGGGUUGUGAUUCUCUCAGCGAUAGUUCUCAAACAAAUGAAAUCUUCCUUCAUGAAGAAGGAAGUCGGGACUUGUCCGAGACCGAAGGAUCUCCGAGCGUUGGGAUGCUCCUGUUCUAUACUACCGAAGGGCUCUGAACGGAGUUUCGUUUGUAACGCAGCGCGGUGGAACGCUGACACUGCGGCGAGAUUCGCAAUCAUUGCGGGUUACGCAGAAAAAAAUUCUUUCCAAUUUCGCGGCAAGCUAAAGUGGGAGACGGCUAAAAGUAACGGCUCCUCGGAAGAGCUUGAACGAGUCAUCACAUCGCCUUUCACCGCUUUGUGUGGUUCAAAUGUACAAUCCCUGAAACUCCUGCAUUUCACGUAUGCCGGAGAGCCUCCCCAUUGUAACUUCGCUUCAUUGGAGUUCGAUGAUGUCUCAAUUGACUUCCCCACCUUCUUCUCAACCGCGAAGCCUUCCCAACUACGCGUUUUGAAUCAGAAGAAUUUUACCGGACUGGAGAACCUCAGCGGAGUCAAAGACCUACGCAUCCACAACAGCUCAUUGGACGCUUAUACUAAUUUCCGACUGAUGACGGAUCUGCGGAUCCUCGCCAUCGAGGCGAGCGACUUACAGACACAGCGACUGGAUUUUAUCCCGAAACGGAGCAAUUCGCUCCACCUCGUGCAAAUCAGGGACUGCAAGAUAAGAAGCAUAAGCGCGGACCUAUGGAGCGCGGCACCGCAUUUACAACAUCUUGACCUCGCGAACAACGAGAUAGAAUCGCUGCCAGAAGAUCCGAACCAGCGGGACACUCGUCCAUCCUUGUUUCUAGCCGGCAAUCCGCUUAAUUGUGAAAAACUGGACUGGACGAGAGGUCGGGUGAUCAGAAAUCCGACUUGGCAAGCCGACAGCAUUCCUCAAUGUUAUCCCCGAAACUAGUACCUACGUUUAAUUUCAAACUUCCUCAUCUAACCCCUCCGAUUCCGAGAAGAGCUCUUCGGAAUCGUGUUUGACUGACCUCUAUUUUCGCCUUCGCCGGAGAAAAAGAUUGCCGCACGUGAUAUGGGUAUUAAAGUAAAAUAUACAGAUU